AUGCCUGUGCCAACAAGUACUUUAAUUAAUUCUGACUCUGAGUUAUCAACUGAUGACCGUAUGGAGCAGCAAAGAAGAAUCUGGGAGCAAAGACAUGCAGAAGAACAAGAAAGACGCAGACGCGCCGAACAACAAAGAAUUGGUUCCCCUUUUAAACAUCCAUGGUGGCAGCCCUUUGGAGUAAUAGGACCGGCCCCUAGAUGCUUGAACGAAUAUUUAACUAUGGAAAUUUCAAACUCUAUAAGAUCCAAACCUAAUUGGGAAUCUAAAUACAAGAAUGAGGAGAUUUGUCAGAAAUGGAUCAAAGAAAUUAAAGAUCAAUGUAAAGACAAAACUAAUUCUAUCGAUCAAAUCAUUGAAUUCGUCUUUAAGGAAUUAGAGUGGUAUGAAAGGGUCGAGAGGGAAUUGGGAGCUUUCAAAGUUGGGUGUGAUGAUAAGAUUUUAUAUUCAGAUGCCGCUAUUUCUGAAUCCUUGAAGAACGACUUUAAAUCUGGUGUGGAUAAAUUGGUGGCUUCAUUUAAUGGUAAUUUUGAUUACCACCCGGGUUCUGAUCAAGCAGUUGUUGAUUUAGUCCAUCCAUCUUUGUUUGUUGUUCAGUAUGAUAAAACACCUGUCAUCAGAAAUGGAGUGCUUGAGGUUGUCAAGUAUCACGAAGAAAUUCAAAAUGUAAAACCCGAUGUUGAUUGUUAUGGUAUUUCAGAGAAAUUUCAGUGGUUGCCUGCAUUAAUGGCAAAAAACUCCUCGGGAAAAUUUGAAUUCGAAUCAUAUAUUAAUAACUUGCACCCAGUUGAGCACAAGGACUUGUAUGAUUCAAUUGAUGCUAUUUUCAAUGCUGCUAUCCCUGGAUUAAACUGUACGUUGACAAGAUAUGCAUCGAAAGAACAUAUACGUAUUCCAAUUCCAAUAGGUAAUGAUGCCUAUACAGAAGAAUAUAUUAGAGCACACGAAGAGUUAGACCUCGAAUUAGAACGUGAAGCUGAAGAAACUGGAGUUGAUUAUGAUUGGGAGAGAAUGGAAGAGUUUGAGGAAACUAAAGCACAAUUCUUACGUGAAAUCAUCCCUAAAUGGGAAGGUGAUCCUGAAUUUGAUAAGCCAAUUAACCUUUCUAACUUUGAUAAUUUGAAGGUGAUUGUCAAGUUGGCUGAUAUUGAACUUACCCCAGAACGCCCUUCUUAUCCAGGUGGAUCUUGGCACGUCGAAGGUGCCAUCAAUGAAGAUAUUGUUGCUACUGUUUUGUACUAUUAUGAUAUUGAAAACAUUUCUGAAUCUAAGCUUUCUUUUAGAACUGGGUUUGAAGACCCUCAAUAUGAACAAGGUGACAAUGUUUACACUGAAGUUAUUUUUGGUCUUCAUGACGAAGAUAUAAUGGUUAAAGAUAUUGGCAAUAUUGAAGCUAAAGAAGAUAGAAUUGUUAUUUUCCCAAACAUGUUCCAACAUCAUGUUGAUCCAUUUGAACUAACCGACAAAACCAAGCCUGGUCGUAGAAGAAUAUUGUGUUUCUUCAUAGUGGAUCCAUAUAAUGAUAAGGUUCUUAGUUCUAAACAGGUGCCACCACAGAAUAAUGAAUGGUGGAACGAUGCUACAUUAGAUUACUUAUUUCCUAACAAUUUGAAAGAACGAAUCUUAGACUUGAAGAACGGUGAAACUUGGCCAAUGACUUUUGAACAUGCUGCUAUCGUUAGAGAAGCCUUGAUGGAAGAAAGAUCAGCACGUGAGUCUCUUGAUGAUGGAUACAACGAGUCUGCCUUUAUGAGAACAUUUUCGUUAUGUGAGCACUAG
Candida tropicalis MYA-3404 is the source of this 1779-nucleotide messenger RNA. RefSeq lists its product as uncharacterized. The record is from RefSeq and is a predicted model, not a curated record. Bases 1 to 1779 code for a protein of 592 amino acids. Lineage: Eukaryota; Fungi; Ascomycota; Pichiomycetes; Serinales; Debaryomycetaceae. The transcript has a single exon.